Messenger RNA from Chondrus crispus (carragheen), 558 nucleotides. RefSeq lists its product as hypothetical. The transcript is spliced from 2 exons. Gene Ontology annotation, cellular component: cytoplasm. NCBI's taxonomy places the organism in Eukaryota, Rhodophyta, Florideophyceae, Gigartinales, Gigartinaceae. Gene Ontology annotation, biological process: cysteinyl-tRNA aminoacylation. The coding region runs from base 1 to 558 and encodes 185 amino acids. The record is from RefSeq and is a predicted model, not a curated record. Gene Ontology annotation, molecular function: cysteine-tRNA ligase activity; ATP binding.
AUGGAGAACAUGGAUAGCCUGAACGUCAAGCAACCGGAUUUUCUCACACGCGACUCGUCUGAGUACACUCCCGAAGUAAUUGAUUACAUUAAGCAAAUCAUCCAAAAUGAGUUCGCCUACGAAAGCGCUGGAUCGGUUUACUUUGACACGGGUGCUUUCACUGAUGCAGGACAAAACUACGGAAAACUUGAACCUGGCUCAGUCGGCAAUCAAUCGCUUAUCGCAGAGGGUGAAUUUGUUCUUUGGAAGAAGAGCAAGAAUGGCGAGCUCACGUGGGAAUCGCCCUGGAGGCCAGGCCGUCCGGGGUGGCACAUCGAGUUCUCAGCCAUGGUCUCCAACGUCUUGGGACCUUUAAUUGAUAUCCACGCCGGAGGUGUCGAUUUGCAUUUUCGGCAUCACUCAGACGAAGUAGCUCAAGCCGAAGCGUAUCAGAGCUCACACAAUUACGACGCGGACGAUGACGUUGUUGUCUUGUCCCCUGACAACGCCGUCAUCGACCUCGUCAACCAUCCCAUCGUCAACGGAGGACCCCAUCGAUGUCGACGGGACGGAGGAUAG